This is a messenger RNA of Anopheles bellator, 3198 nucleotides long. Its product is annotated as DNA repair protein complementing XP-C cells homolog. The transcript has 5 exons. NCBI's taxonomy places the organism in Eukaryota, Metazoa, Arthropoda, Insecta, Diptera, Culicidae. Gene Ontology annotation, molecular function: single-stranded DNA binding; damaged DNA binding. Bases 1 to 3198 code for a protein of 1065 amino acids. Gene Ontology annotation, cellular component: nucleus; XPC complex; cytoplasm. The record is from RefSeq and is a predicted model, not a curated record. Gene Ontology annotation, biological process: mismatch repair; nucleotide-excision repair.
AUGAGUGAUGAGGAAAAAGAUGUUACCCAGAGCGAGGAAGAAGAGGCCGACUUUUCGGCCAGCAAAGACGAAUGGUUACCUUCGAAGUCGUCCCGAAACCGCGGUAAGAAGCGUGGCAUCACCGUGGAUGGGAGUGAUUCCGAAGGCGACGGUGAUGAGGAUGAUUCCGAUCUAGAGGACUUCGAAGUGGGUUCAAAAAAGCGGAAUAAAAAGAAGUCGUCGUCCCGAAAAAGGUCAUCACGACAAACCAGUGGACAAGCCGGAAAAAAGAAACGUCUCUCACCCGGUUUGCGCGAUCGUCUCUAUCAGCAGUACAAAAAAGAUCUGCUCAAAGAGUUGCACCCCGCCAAGGCUCCUCUCAACAGCAGCGUGAUGGAAAUUUUACAGAAAUGUCAGUUCAAACGGAAACCAACGAUUGGCAGCAGCGAGAAAAAAUCUGCCGGCGCCGAAGACGAUUACGAUUCCUGUAGCAGUGGCGACGAUCAUCUAGUCGAUGCGGAAAAGCUAGACUUGCGAUCCACUUUCUUCAACAAAAAAGAAUCCAAACAAGCGAGCGGCAGCGGCCAGGCAGCGGCCGCAGCCACCGCCACGGCACCGUAUUUCGAUGUGAAUGCAGGUAUGCAACUGUCCGAUAGCGCCGAGGGUGAAGAUGAAGAAAUUGGUGAGGGUCCACUGCCAGCCUCGAUUCCGAAGCAGGCCGCUGAUAAGCUGAUCAGCCACAUUAACCAGCAGUCGUGUGAAUUUAUGAAUUUUAACAAUCUCGAUCAAUUUACGGCGAAGGUGGAAGAGGCGAAAAGGUUGCUGAGAAACUACCAACUGAGGGAAGCAUCGGAGAAACGGCAGAUGACGGAUGAGCUUACAUCUGCUUCCGAGCGGCACCAGGAGAGCAUUUCGAACCUUCUGGCCCAAGGUGAGAUGACUGACGGUAUCUCGCCGUCAAAGGUAACACAAUCCGGCGCUAGCACAGACUCCGAGUGGGAAGAGGUGGAAACUGGGGAAGCCGCAGAUGAGCGGAACGUUGAAAGCGAACAGAACCCGGGAAAGAACGAAGAAGGCGGCUGGCAGAUUACGAUUGAGCUUGAUAAUGCACAAAGCAGGAAAAAACGUAGGGAAGAGCUUGAAAUGGAACUGUACAUUAAGCGACAAAUUAAUAAGGUGAAGCGAGCGAAUCAAUUGAACUAUCACAAGGUUAGCGUGCUGUUGGCCAUCGCCAUUGGGCAACGGUUGAACCGUACCGCUGGCAGUGCCCGUGUCCGGGGUCUAUUGUUAUCAACCAUGCAUGAAAUAGACUGUUCGCUAAAGGCGAAGUGGAACACAGUGAGAGUAGAAAGGUUGGCCGAUCGGUUCUGUGAAGAAUUCACCUUACAGUCUUCCGAUAUGGUCGAACCAUGGACGGGAGUUGACACGCGUUUUGCGCUGUCACUAGCGAUUUACACGCGGAAGGUACAGUGUGGUCGGGACUUUAUACUACUGUUUCUGACAUAUCUACGCCUAGCGGGAGCACAAGCCCGUCUCGUAUUUUGCGCCACUGUACCAUCAAAGAGACCAGCGAUGAGCGAUCUUUGUCCCAUGUCCGAGAGACAGAUAAAAGAAAAAAUUGAAAAACGCGUAUCGGCUGGUACCGAAAAGGAGCAAGUUAAAACGGAAAACGGUUCGACGAUUAAAUCGACUUCGCCGAGAAUACCACCAAGUAAGAAAGAUAAAAAUGGCCAAAAGUCGUUCGACGAUGUGAAAGAAGAAGACGGUUCAAUUAAACCGACAAUGGAAAACUCGGCAGUACCGAAACGAUCGGCCCGUAAUGUUAAGAAAGCUGAAGAAAUUUCCCCUCCUCAGAAGCGAACCACCCGAAAGGCACUAGCAACUCUCAAUAUACCACAGCUUGACGGUGGGGAUGAUAUGCAGUGUGGAACGGGUCAGAUUAAAUCUCUACGGCGCUCGACACGCGCUAAAUCAGCAACGGAAGCAGCAUCUCGUGGAACAUCCCCAUUCGCCAAGCGAGAAUCCAACACAGCGAAAGCCUUUCCAGGAGCGAAAAGCAUUUCUACCGAUUUUGACGUAGCAAAGGUAUCAUCAACUCGUAAACCGAAAAGAAGCACUGCCACCGUGGCGAAAGCUAAGAAAUCGCCCAUCGGCAAGCGCAACAAGACGGGCGAACAAGGGGGACCAAAUAGCAAGAAGAUGGACCUUUGGAUUGAGUUUUACUGUGAACAGUCCAAACGAUGGAUCACCUACGACAUUGGAAGCGGAAAGAUGGAUUGCAUCGAUUAUAUUGUGCGAAACGCACCUAGCCCGAUUUCGUACGUAUUCGCCUGGAACCACGAGGGCCACGUGAAGGACGUGACCGCUCGGUACGUUCAAAAGUGGAACACUGCUUGUCGGAUGCUGCGUGUCGAACAGAGCUGGCUCGAUCGUGCCCUCGCAUCGUUAAUUGGACCCAAAACCGAACAGGAUCAGCUUGAGGACGUCGAGCUAAACAAAUUCGAUGCCAAUAAGCCAUUGCCAAAGACUAUCGGUGAGCUGAAAAACCACCCUCUGUACGCUCUGCGGCGCCAUCUGCUCAAAUUUGAAGCCAUUCAUCCACCGGAACCGCCAACGUUGGGGUUCAUCCGUGGCGAGGCCAUCUAUCCGCGUGAAUGCGUGCAUACGCUUCAGACACGAGAAAAGUGGUACAAGCAAGGGCGCGUCGUUCGCGCCUUCGAGACGGCAUACAAAGUGGUGAAGUGCUGGAAGUACGACCGACCGACCAACACGUGGCUGAAGGAUCAACCGUGUGACAUUUUCGGCCUAUGGCAGACGGACGAGUACGACCCCCCGACGGCGGAGAACGGUAUCGUGCCACGGAACGAGUAUGGCAACGUGGAACUCUUUACGGAGAAAAUGCUACCGAAGCGCACUGUGCACCUGAAAUUACCGGGAUUGAAUCGAGUUUGCAAACGCCUCCGGAUUGACUGCGCUCCAGCACUAACCGGAUUCGAUAUGGCAAAGAUGCGCAUGGUGCCUGUGUACGAUGGGUUCGUAGUGUGCGAGGAGUUUGCCGAAAAAGCGGUUGAAGAGUGGUACAAAGAGAUGGAGGAAGAGGAGCGGCGCGAACAGGAAAAGAAGGAAAAACGGGUAUACAGCAACUGGAAGCGUUUGAUUAAGGGGCUGCUGCUGCGCCAGAAGCUUCAGAACAAGUACAAUUUUGAUAACAUGGCAUAA